Messenger RNA from Silurus meridionalis, 2984 nucleotides. RefSeq names its product membrane-associated ring finger (C3HC4) 7 (gene marchf7). The coding region runs from base 167 to 2302 and encodes 711 amino acids. The transcript has 11 exons. The record is from RefSeq and is a predicted model, not a curated record. Lineage: Eukaryota; Metazoa; Chordata; Actinopteri; Siluriformes; Siluridae. Gene Ontology annotation, molecular function: zinc ion binding.
AAAACCAACGCAACUGGACUCCGAAUGCGGCUGUAGGAUUGGAGCCGGUUAGGGAUGUAUGAGACGCCGUGAGCGCUGGUGUCGAUGGAACGUGAAGGUUUGAAAGCUGAUUUGUGUACAGACAAGGAGCACUAAAGCGCCGCUGCACUUAAAGUGCUCUUCAACGAUGGAUUCGAAUUCCAAGCCUCGCCGGCUGCCAUUCACAGUCUCCAGCUCUUCAUCUCUGUCCUCCCCCACGUCCUUCUCCUCCUCUUCCUCGGCUCUGAGUGCCGGCCGGCUCUACGGCAGAGGGACUGUGCUGGGGAGCGAGCGCUUCGGCCGGGGCGCCGUGGGAAAGCUGGACUCGGACUGCCAGAGCCAUUCCCGUAUUCCGGGUUCCAGCAGGGAUUACGGCUCAUCUGAGAGCUGCCACUCCAGAUGGAAGAUGUCCAUGCCUCUCUCCUCAUCCUCUGCGUCGUCUUCGCUGUGUGACCGCCCGUGGGUGGGGUCCGCUUACGGAGGAAGAAGCAAACCUGUGGAGUCGGAGAGAGGAUCAGGUUCGUACUCCAGUUUCCUCGGUUCAGCUCAAGACGACGAGUCGAAACGAGCCAAGCUUUCGUACACGAACAGAUCAGCCUACAGCAGAACCUCAACAUCUACAGCCAGCAGCACCUACACAGGAGAUUCUUUGUGGAAGUCCAGCCUUAGCCCUCUGUCCCGGUCCUCUUCAUCUUCCUCGUCUUCAUCAGACGAUCUGUGGGCUCGCCGGGAUGUGGAGAAGAGGACCGAGCCGGGUCUGUCUGGUCUGGGAGAGAGCAGCUGCUGGUCCACGCCGCUGACCUCCUCACUGUAUCGCCCAGAGCGCGUGACCUCCACGUACGCCCAGGGAGCCCGACCCAAAGAGAGUCUGUACUCCUCAUCCCGCAGGGAGAGCAGCACCUCCUCAAGCCGUCGUUUUGUCCCGUCUUCACAAAGGCUGGUCUCUGACUACCAACCCAGUCCCCGUCUCUCCCGGGACUCGUCGCGAUUCUCCACCCCCCAAUCUGACCCGUUCUCCUUGUCCUCCUGGAGCUUAUCCCCUUACACACCUCUAUCAGCACGGAGCUCUAGCCCUCCUCCGUCUAGCCAUGCUCCUGUGCCAAACCCCUCCUCCGAGAGCGGCGACUCGGACGGCAGAAGUACAACCAGACGUCUGUUGUCUCGUCUGUUUUCUAGGCGCUCCAGCCAGGAGUCGAGCUCUGCCUCCGGAUCAGGUUCAGCCUCAAGGUCCUUCGACUCUGGGCCUGAGGAGGUUCCUCCGUGCGAACCCCAGGUUCCGCCCAGAGAGCGGGAGACCGCCGAGACGGAGCUGAGAAGCUCCUGGCUGAGCUGGAACCGCUGCAACCCUCUGUUCUCGCGCCGCAGGAGAGAGGGACGAGACGAGAGCGCUCGCAUGGACGCCCACUCGUCCGCGCACAUCCCUCUCGGCAGUCCUGAAGGUGGACAGCAAAAUUCCAGUCAGGAAGAAAAAGCGGACGAAGACGAAGAGGACGAAGAAGACGACGUGUCUGAGGGAGCCACGGCCGCUCCUCAAAACAGAACUUCUGGACUCUCCUCCCUCCUGCAGGAUGCUGCACGUAUCCCUGCUCGGAACCCUGGGAUCACCCGGGUCAUGACCAGCCCCCUGUUCCGGAUGCCGCAGAACGUGAUUAUAGGAUUGGAUGCGGCGGUGGAUGGACAGAAUCAGGCCGAGGCCCAAGGGAAAGAGAAGCCUGCUCCUUCUAGAGAUCCAGAGAAGCUCCGGAAGAUUCAGGAGAGCCUGCUGCUGGAGGACUCGGACGAAGACGAAGGGGAUCUUUGCAGGAUCUGUCAGAUGGGAGAGACUUCAAGCUCAAACCCUCUCAUAGAACCAUGCAGGUGCACAGGCAGCCUGCAGUACGUUCACCAGGACUGCAUCAAGAAGUGGCUCCGUUCCAAGAUCAGCUCCGGCUCAACCCUGGAGGCCAUCACUACAUGUGAGCUGUGCAAGGAGAAGCUCCACCUAAACAUUGAGAACUUCGACAUUAACGAGCUUUACAGGUCUCACGAGCGGUCGGAGUACGAGUUCAUCAGCUGUGGCCUUUACCUGGUGGUGCUGCUGCAUCUGUGUGAGCAGAGGUUCUCCGAUGUUCUUGGUGCGGUCAAUGAAGCCGGGUUUUUCAACUUGGCGAGAACUCUUCACGAACACAUGGACAAUCUUGAAAACUCUUACACCGAAUCCGACGAAGACGAUACACAGGACAACAGGCCGUCCAUCGAUUUCGGUGACCUAGAGGAUGAAGAGUUGGAGGAGGAGGAGUUUUAAUCAUUGCUAUGACAACGGCUCUAUUUCCUGUCAAAUGGGGCUGUAAAAAUACUGUCCACAGCCCUGGACGAGGGCCUUUACAAUAUGCAGAUACACCCGUCUCAGGGGUGUGUGUCAGAGUGUGUGUGUGUGUGUCAGUGUGUCACCUUCCCUUAGGAUUUUUGAUUGAGAAUUUUUAUUUUUCCGUUCGUUUCGCAUCUAAAUAAAUGUCGAGCGCAUUGCAAAACAUUAGAGUGAGACGUGAAGGACUUCGAGGCGUGUCGCUUGCUGUGAGCACUCGCAUGCACGCUGAACGGGAUGAGGGCGGGGCUAAGGGUUGGGCUGUGGGCGGGGCUUUGGAUCGAGCCAGCUACGUGCGAUCGUUAGCGAGGCAAAUGUUAACCAGUGUAGGUGUUUAAGGUGAUGAGAUUUUGAAAUUAAUAAUUAAAGAUGGUUGGAAAAAAUUAAUCCCCAUUUCUUCGUUUUUAUUGUUGGUUUGUUUUUGUUUAGUUUAUUCAUGACACGGAUUCGUUUUAAAGAGUUCGAAGCGAGAGUGCGAGCGCAUGGUCGGCUGUUCCGUUGUCCGUCUAAACGUUGUUUUUGAAAAUGGGGAGAGGGGGGAAAAGGUCGUUCGUCCUGCUUACACAUUUUUCUCGAUUAUUACAAUAAAAAGUUUUGGAUGUACGGAGGUACAUCACACGCA